This is a messenger RNA of Chionomys nivalis (European snow vole), 384 nucleotides long. Its product is annotated as 60S ribosomal protein L37a. Gene Ontology annotation, biological process: translation. Gene Ontology annotation, molecular function: structural constituent of ribosome. Gene Ontology annotation, cellular component: ribosome. Bases 38 to 316 code for a protein of 92 amino acids. NCBI's taxonomy places the organism in Eukaryota, Metazoa, Chordata, Mammalia, Rodentia, Cricetidae. The transcript has a single exon. The record is from RefSeq and is a predicted model, not a curated record.
AUAAAAAUGAUAGAGAUUGGGCUUAGGUUCCGGCGACAUGGCAAAACGCACCAAGAAGGUCGGGAUCGUCGGGAAAUAUGGGACCCGCUAUGGUGCCUCCCUCCGGAAAAUGGUGAAGAAGAUUGAAAUCAGCCAGCACGCCAAGUACACGUGCUCCUUCUGUGGCAAGACCAAGAUGAAGAGACGAGCUGUCGGCAUCUGGCACUGUGGUUCGUGCAUGAAAACAGUGGCUGGCGGGGCCUGGACCUACAACACGACUUCUGCCGUCACAGUGAAGUCUGCCAUCAGAAGACUGAAGGAACUGAAAGACCAGUAAAAGUGCUACCAUUUGAUACCCAAGCCUACUCAAUAAUGCACAGCCAACUAAAUAAAUGGGUUAAUUUA